GUGUGAGCCCAAGCAACGAGGGUCAAGGCCUGUACCCGGAAAUGAACUCUGAACCCCUGCCACCAGCGCCUAUCGGCUUCGAGGCUCAUGACACCCCACAAUCCUCGUACUUAGCAGACGACAUCAGUCAGCAGGAACUGAUCUCCACAUCAGACUGCGGAAGUGAGGAGGUGAAGCGGAAGUUUAUCGGUGCUCCGCAUAUUUCGGGCACCCCACAAUCCUCGUACUUAGCAGACGACAUCAGUGAGCAGGAACCUAUCUCCACAUCAGACUACGGAAGUGUGGAGGUGAAGCGGAAGUUUAUCGGCGCUCCGCAUAUUUCGGGCACCCCACAAUCCUCGUACUUAGCAGACGACAUCAGUCAGCAGGAACUCCUCUCCUCAUCAGACUGCGGAAGUGAGGAGGUGAAGCGGAAGUUUAUCGGCGCUCCGCAUAUUUCGGCAGACGACAUCAGUCAGCAGGAACCCAUCUCCACAUCAGACUACGGAAGUGAGGAAGUGAAGCGGAAGUUUGUCGGCGCUCCGCAUAUUUCGGGCACCCCACAAUCCUCGUACUUAGCAGACGACAUCAGUCAGCAGGAACUCCUCUCCACAUCAGACUGCGGAAGUGUGGAGGUGAAGCGGAAGUUUAUCGGCGCUCCGCAUACUUCGGAAGCGGAACCGCCCCGGUCACCUGGUGAUGACGUCAAGCUCAACCUUCCGGAUGAGGCUCCACAAAAGUCCAAAAAAGAGACGGAAGUCCGAGACAACAUCGUGCUCCUGGACAACGGACAAGGGAGGCGAGGAAUGACCGAGGAGGAAGCGUCCCUGUUCAUGGACGACGGCGUGCGGCGCGUGGACUUCGUGCUGGUGUACACAGAGGACAACAACGCCGGCGAGGAGGGCAAGAAGAGCACUCGGCGCGCCAACUUCCAGCAGAGUCUGGAGAAGGAAGGGCUCCAGCUGGAGGUCAGCACACGCGAGUAUGACAAGGACGAGAAGACGUACUAUGUGAAGGUGCAUGCUCCGUGGGAAGUGCUGACACGCUUUGCCGAGAUCAUGAACAUGAAGAUGCCUCUUGUGAAAAACGACAUGAGCGAGAAGUUUGAGACUUGCUGGAGCAAGUGUCCCACACCUUUCGACUACGACGAGGACAUUCUGCCAGAGAUUCCAGACUACUUCACAGCGCCGUUCUCGCGGGCUCGGGAACAGCAGGGGAAAUUCAUCAUUGAGGACAAGGCCACCUUUUUCAGCCCGGCCCAACGCAGCUUGCUGACUCAUCAGAUCUUGGCCCGAGCCAUCUUUGAAGACUUGGGAGAUCCAUCCAAGAACAAAUUUGGCAUCAAAAAGAUGAUCAGCUCAGGAGCAUACAGUGCCGCUUUCCCACUACAUGAGGGAGAGUAUACAAGUGAACACUCCUUGCUGUCUAGAGGCCCGGAGAACCAGAGACAUCUGUUGUACGAGACCUGGGCCAAGCCGGGGGUUUUCUAUAAGUUCCAACCUUUGGAUCACAUCAGAUUGUACUUUGGGGAAAAGAUUGCCAUCUACUUCACCUGGCUGGGCUACUACACGGGUCUGCUCAUCCCGGCUGGACUUGUUGGCCUAGCGAUCUUCAUCUACGGUGUGGCCAGCAUGCCCUACAAUGAGACCAGCAAUGAGAUCUGCGACUCAGACGGUCCUGGAAACUUCACCAUGUGCCCACUGUGUGAUGGCCGAUGUACGUACUGGAGACUCAAACGAUCGUGCGGCUACGCGCGCGUCACGUACAUGUUUGACAACGAGCUCACUGUCGGAUUUGCUGCCUUUAUGGCCCUCUGGGCCGUUGUGUUCCAUGAGAUGUGGAAACGACGUGAGGCAGAGAUCAAGUACGACUGGGACGUGGAGGACUUUGAGGAAGAGGAAACCAUUCGACCCGAGUUUGAGGCUUCAGUGCGCAGACGGAAACUCAACCCCAUCAAUAAAUUGUUUCGGCAAGGCCUAAAGAUCUUGAGGAAAGCUGACCUAUACGAGGUGGAUGAGCCCUACAUCAGCUUCUAUUCUCGCUGUCUGCGCUUCACAUCCAGCCUGUGGGUCGUCCUUUUUAUGCUGUGUGUGGUGGUGGCAGCUGUGUUUGGCGUGAUCGUCUAUCGCAUGACCGUGUCCGCGCUGCUCUACGCCGUCAACCAGGAGACCAUUAAGGAGCGGGCCAGCACCAUCACCGCGGCAACCGCUGCCUGCAUCAACCUCGUCAUCAUCAUCAUCCUUGGCCGGGUGUACCAGGUGUUGGCGGAACUCCUGACAAACUUUGAGACGCACCGGACACUGACCGAGUGGGAGGACAGCUUCACCCUUAAGAUGUUCCUCUUCCAGUUCGUGAAUCACUACGCCUCCCUCUUCUACAUCGCCUUCCUCAAGGGAAAGUUCGUGGGCCGGCCAGGAGAUUAUAACAGAGAAAUCAAUGGAGAGAGACAGGAAGAGUGUGACCCGGCGGGCUGCCUCAUUGAGCUGUGUAUCCAGCUUGGAAUCAUCAUGGUGGGCAAGCAGGCGUUCAACAACUUCAAGGAACUCAUUUUGCCGAAGCUGAUGAACUGGUUCAAGUCUCGCAAGAUGAAGGAGGCGGAGGAGAAGAACCAGGAGAAAGUGACCCGCUGGGAGAAGGACUACACCAUGGCCACUAUGCCCGACCUGGGCCUGUUUGACGAGUACCUGGAGAUGGUGAUCCAGUACGGGUUUGUGACCAUCUUUGUGGCGGCGUUCCCCCUGGCCCCGAUCUGUGCCCUGCUCAACAACAUCAUCGAGAUACGACUGGACGCCUACAAGUUCACCACACAGUGGCGCCGGCCCCUGGCGAUGAGGGCUCAGGACAUAGGCAUCUGGUUUGGCAUCUUGCAAGGCAUCUCCAGGAUUGCUGUGGUUACAAAUGCUCUGAUCAUCGCGUUCACCUCCGAGUUUAUCCCCAAGCUGGUGUAUCGCUACAGCGAGAGCAGCAACGACUCUCUGGAGGGAUACAUCAACUUCAGCUUGUCUGUAUUCAACGUCUCGGACUUCUCAGAUAAGGCCGUGCCGACCGACAAAAAAAUUGCCGAAUUUGGUAUUGUGGAAGAAUGCAGAUACCGAGACUUCAGGUCAAAUGAAGCUCCAUACUCCUACACCUUGACGCAUUGGCAGAUCCUGACAGCUAAACUUGCCUUCAUCUUGGUAUUUGUGGUGUCAGUGACGCUGUUGUCGUGGCUCAUCUCGUACCUGGUGCCGGACGUUCCCCGUGCGGUCAAGCUGCAGGUGCUGAGAGAGAAACAUUUGGCCCGCGAGGCCGUCUUGGAGGCGGAGCAUCUCCGACCGGGCGGUGGGAUAGCGCAGACCGGCCAAGGGCUCCGGGAGCGUAAGGCGGCACCAAGUGGGAGCAACGGGACUAACUUGCCGGACCCAAAUCAACCACUGUACUGAGGUACUCGCUCGGUACUCUUUGAUGAACUCUGAAUUUUGUAACAUGCAGAGACUGUGGGGUUUGAUGAAUUUUUGCUUGGAUUUUUUUUUUGGUUUUUUUUUGUGGAAGGUUUUUGUGAAUAUUUUUGACUAUCAGACGUUGAUUGUCCUUCUAUGGAAACUUUAAUUUGCUCAUAGAUAGAUCUCUGGAAAUAUUUAUAUACAUAAUGUAUUGAACAUUGCUCAUACGAGAAUAAUUUGAUCGUUAUUGGAGCUUUUAGGCUUUAAUCUUAAUCGUUUCUCCUUUUAUCAACGUAGUUGCACCCAGUUUUAUAUUGAGUCAUGGGUGUCCAUUGAAUUAUAUGGGCAUGCCAUUGAUUCGGUGGGUAAGAAUUUGUAAGUUCAGUUGAAAAGGCACCGGUCCAUGCUGCCUGGGACCCAGGUUUGAAUACUGAACCUUCACUUUGAAAGUUUGUAAGGUUUUUCUUGGUGUCGACGGAGUUACCACCUUUCUUAUGGAUUGAAUUAGAGAGAAGUAGCACAGGUUUUUCUGUGAGUACGCACAGAACGUGAGGAAUUGUACCAGUCCUUGGUAUUUUGUUGACUCUGCUAGCGGACCACGUUUCCUCAAAUAAACAACAAAGCAUUCUCUUAGAUUUCCAAGUCCUAGAAGCCUAGCUAAAUGUUGCAUGUUGGGUUGUAAAAAUUUUUUCUUUUCUAAAGUGAUGUUUUUUUGCUAAUUUUUAUACCGCCUUCUAUUGUAUAACUUGACUGUGGAAUUAUAUGAUUUGUGAGAGAGAGUUGAGUUGUGAAAGGUUGAUGAUAAAUAUUUGGAAGAUGUUUUGAAGGGGGCUGUGUGCUGAUGAAAGCCUUUCCUGGACUCAGUUUUGACAAGAUUCUUUAUUGAUCUUCUUUCAGUCGACACUUCUGCUAUCAUGUCAUAAUUUCCAAGUGAAAAAGUGUAGAGAUGUAGGCUAUGCAUGACUCUGAAGUAAGAUGGGGAGGGAGGGGGGGGGGAUUCCAUACUGUACUUUUUCAAUUAGAUUGUGAGAUAAAGUUUCAUAUGGCUAGUUUUAUGUAAAAAGAGGAGACUUCCCCCCGCAACAGUUUGACUCUGGGUCUGACAUUUAUUAACAAACAAAAAGUGAUAUAAAUUCCACGCUACAUUUUUUUCUCCUUUAUCAAAAAUCUUACGUUGCAAGGGGUGAGGAAUUCUCCCACCUUCCCGUAUGGCUAGUUUUUCGAGUAUCCCACUUUUUUUUACAAGAUAUUGCUUUCUGUGGGAUGGCAACAGCGUGCCUGGUGCGUGCCUAAUGUGUAACGUUUGGUUGUUGUGUGUUGUGUGAGUGCCUGUUUGGUAGAUCGGUAUUCUGUCCUGUGUUUAUUUGACUCUCAGAUAAUUUAUUCGUGGCAUAUGUUGUAAUGUCUUGAAGGCAGUCGAUUUGUUUCUCUCUCACAAUCAUUUUACACCCCCAACCCCCAACCUUCUCCUCCCUUCACAUCAUACGUGAUAUGGUGAUGUGGGCCGAAGAGGCAAGGCAGCUUCUCGUACACCUGCUGGGAACUUCAACUUCUUUCCUUUCAAUAUGUGACCUCGUAAUGGUAAAAUGGAUGCUAAGUUUGUGAGUGAAAGUGCUUUGGGUGAACUGGUAAUGUAUGUAACAAGUUAAGAAUGUGUGAACUGUUCCGAUAUACAUAUAAGAUCUACAGUAGUGUUUUCAUCACACCCUCUGUAUAUGUAUUUUUUUCUCUUCCAACUAUGUCGUAAACUCGAGGACUUUUAGACCUUUAGCUAUCCAGCAAACAUUUUUUUCACAUUUUAACUCAUUCACUAGGGCAAGUAAUUUUGUACCCUCCCAGACAUAAUUUUUCUUCCGGCAGGCAGGCACUCAUACAGUACAUUUUGUACACGUGUUUAGUUGUUUUUUCCACUGAUUUACCUAUUUAUGUAGCAAAGUAUAACUUAUAUAUAUAGACCUGUCACAUGAAUGGAAAUUGAAUGGGGAAAUUUUACCAAAUGAAUUUUCAGACCGAAACAUGGAUACUAAUAUUUCAGAAAGUCUGAACUGGAAUGGACUGAAUGUAUAGUCAAGCCAAUGAUACAGCUUUUCUUUGUGAAAAGGAAGAUGGCAAGAGGAUCAGUGGGCUUGUCGUGGUGAAUGAGUUAAUUAAUUCUGACCAAGGUACCUGUACCUUUUUUCACUGACUUGCACUUUGCCAGCUGAUAUAUGACCCUGACCUUGCUCCUCAGAAGCCAGACUAUGUGAACUUUGAACUGUGGUGUUGACACUCAGAAAGGCCGUGAUUAGUUGAGAGGACUGAUAGUGUGUGACCAUAUGACAUAAAACAUGGGACAAAACUUAUGGGGAUUUCAUUUCGAUAGCUUGUAAUUUGAAGUUCUUUCAUAUUGGAACAUAAUGUGUUGAAAUGAAGGGAACAUGUAGAGGGAUUUCAUUUUGUUAGCUUGUGAUUCCUUCAUGGAACAUAAUGUAUUGAAAUGAAAAAUUCUUUGUCAAUAGUAAAUAAUGUUCAUACCGGUAAGAUGGAGGUCCAAUGUACAUUUUUGUACGACAUAAUAUGUGGCUAUAGUGGAGAUGUCUAGUUGACGUAUACUGGUUGUAUGACAUACUUUGUUCAUAAGGUGGAAAAAAUCUACGGCCUGUUUCGACUUGUUCAAGCCUACAGCAUAUUCUCUCACAUUAUUAGAGUCUGGCCAAUAUGGGGAAUGUUUAAUUGAUCAAUCCCAUGUUUUUAUUUACACAUUCAUAUAUCUUUUUUUAUAAAGUCAGGUGAUUGUGUAUGGCUUUUUAUCCCAUUGAAAUUUUUCUCUUACCCGAGGUGACAAUUUUUUGGUGUGUUUUUAAUAAUUUUACAAGAAAGUGACUUUUUUUCCUUUAGUGUUAGUUGACCCUAGACAUGUUUGCAUGCCUACAUUUGUUUAGCUUCUUUCCUCCGCUCCUGUUUGCCACACAAUUUUUGCUCAUGAAUUAUGAACAAUGCUCAUCGACAGAUGUGCCUCGAACUUUUAUUGUCUGCUUGUCAACCUGUGGCUGUAAUGGGUUAAUUGUGCUUUCUCUUGGUGCAAUGCUCUUUUUAAACUGCAUUUUUAACCAACAAUUUGCUUACUAUUUGUCUAUUAUGAUCACCACUAAAUUUUAUUCUACUUUGUUCUGCAGGCCUGGAGAGCAUAACGGCACUAAUUAUGGCUGAUAUCUCUACCGUUCUAUUAAUAACACCCUGUUGAUUCUUUGAGCAGCUUUUAAUCUGUAAAUCCUCACAAAGGUGGCUCUUCAACCAGAACUUCUUUUUGAUCAAUCAACUCUUUUCUGAGUGUAACAUUGAAGGUGUUUCGCUGAAUUUCAAGUUCUGCUAUAAAGCACAAAAUAACGCAACCUCAUAUCUCUGCCCACAGUUUGGGAACCAGUACCCUCAAGGACAUUAAAAUCAUCCACGACUUGUAACUAAUAAUAACACCCUGUUGCCGAGGGAUCUCUCAUGUGUUGAGACACUGUGUGGACUGAAGAAAUUAUAUCAUCAGCCUUUUGUGCUAAGCCGUAAAUUUUAAAAAUCUUUUAAAAUUGCUUAUUUUUAAUCUGUGGUAUCGGUUUCAUGUGCUUAGGAAAUAUUCUGUUGAAGUUCAAACUUGUAAUGAAAAAGCAAGAAAAGUAUGAUUGUUUACAGAAUGCAACUUUUUUUUCUCUGUGAAAAAUGUUCCAUUCUGGGCUUGGUACUUUUGAACAGCUUGCUAACGAUAUAUAGUGCACCUUGAUUAUUCAGGCAGAAGGGCUAUAACUCAAAUGGCCGGUGGAUCGGAAAAGUAAAAUGAAAAGAAAAAGUAUCUUAAUUAAUAUAUAUAUAUAUAAAAAAUCAGUUGCCUAAGAUUAAGGGUGGAGAUACAUUAUGGAGACUUUUUGCACAUAUUUUUGUAAAUCAAGUUUUGUCAAACUCCUGAAUUACCUUGUUCAUUUUGGGCUGGUUUACCACAUGUGACUGCUGGCGGCUGAAUCCAAUUCCUGUUCCCUCUCAGAAGUCGCCAUCCUCCAUUCGUUUUCAGCCAUCAUUCAUAGGUAUAUACUGUGCAUGACAAGACUACUUAUGUAUGCAAAACUAUUUUAGUGCCUUUUUUUGCACAUACUACUUCUUAAUUCGUUCUAUAUCGGGUACCUUACCUCUUUUUCGCUUGUUUUAUGUAUAAAAAUACAUGUAUAUAUCUUAUGUGUUUGCUCCUCAAAUUUCUCCAUCUGGCUGCCUGCCUUUUGUCCAGUAGUAAAUUGUAGUAUGAGUAUUCUUACUGUGGCAGAAAUGAUCACAUUUUAUUCGAUGAAUCAAUAUAUAAGAUUGUAAACCAAACUGGAAUGCCUCAACAAAUUAUGUAGGUUUUUUUUUCAAACUUUGAAUAAAGUAAGAAUAAUAUUCUUUCACAGUGGGAAAUAUUCUCCACUGUUGAACUGGAAGAACGCUACUCACCCUUCUGAAUGCUAAUUUUUUAUUUGGCUUUUUAAAAAAAAUGCCUCACACUUUGCUACCAAAAAAAGGUUUUCUACUUAAUAAGAACUGUGGUUUGUCUAAUAGAAGAAAAAAAAACUACCUUAAUCGUAUGAAAAAAGUAGCCUACACAUAAUUUCCUGUGUCGUGCAGCAAUAUAAAUUAAUUUUUUUUACGGUCCUAACACAUUGGACCAAGCAGUCAGAGAAUAGCCUACUAAUGUGGAUUCUGUUUCUCUUCUUCGUUAACCCUAUCCGUAUGUCGUGUUUUACUAUCGUAUCCAUACAACGUGGGGAACUCUGUGCGUCCACUUUCAAAGAGGAACUUUACUGGUUAAUCCGAUCCGUACGCUUUGCAUAAUAGCAGUAGCAGUCUAUCGAAAUGAUUUUUUUGAAGAAAACUGAAAGUUUCAAAGAGAUCUUCUUACUCGAAGUAUUCUAAAAUGUGAGGAAUACAACCCCGGGGGGUACAAAAUGACCCCUGGGUGUACAAAUAGGGUUAAGAAAAAAAUCACUUUACUUCCGGUACCCAAGUUAUUCUCAUGAAAGUAUUUUAUAGAUUAUUCUUUGCAAAGUAUUAUUAAAACCAAGCUGUUGACUUGUAAUUUUUUAUAUAUAGCUUAUGUAUAGCGCAUAUCUGUGCUCAACAGCAAGCUCUCUGCCAACCUGCUACUGAAAAAUAAGAUAAGAUUUGCUUAAUACUUCUAUUAUUAUAAUUACUAUAUUAGUAUAAAUUUUUCCUAAUGUGUAUUUUCAACAGUCAAAUACAGACUGGUACUUACUUUUUUAUCAGUCUCAACUAAGAAAAAUCAGUCAUAUCAUAUUAUUGUUAUUAGGAAGACCUAUGAUGUUCUGGGACCAAGCUACUUCAGUACUUUUGGUUGUACAUCUUAAUUGUUUUGGCAAAUGACAGAUGGGCCUUUCUGCCAAAUAUACAGUGGCUUAUUUUGAAUUAUUCCAGCAUUUACCGUUCUGAUUCUGCUGUCUUCCUAGAUUUCAAAUCUAAAAUCAAAAGUAGAAGUAGCCUCAAUGUAGUCGUGGCAUGUUUUUUUUUUUCUGGUUUCAAACGUGUGGUGGUUUGUAUCUGAAAUCCUUUUUGUUUAAUCUUGCUUCUCUUCGGUGUGAUAUAAAUUAAUAUGAAUAUAAUGCCGUCUUGUCCAAACUCUUUAAUCUAUUAUUACGACAAAUUACAUGCAACUUUAUGACCACAGACAAAUUGAUCUAGCUCUGUACAUUGAAAUGUUUUCCAUGGACUUUUCUCCUGCUCAAUACCUUGGUGUUGGGCUCUCUGUCUUUACCUGUCCCCGCGGUUUUAUGCAAAAAAAAUUCUGAAAUUAUGCAAACUGAGCCCAAAAAUGUGAAAUGAUGCGAUUCUGUUAAUUUUAACAAAGAAU
Aplysia californica (California sea hare) is the source of this 9258-nucleotide messenger RNA. Its product is annotated as anoctamin-4. Gene Ontology annotation, biological process: chloride transmembrane transport. Gene Ontology annotation, cellular component: plasma membrane. The record is from RefSeq and is a predicted model, not a curated record. NCBI's taxonomy places the organism in Eukaryota, Metazoa, Mollusca, Gastropoda, Aplysiida, Aplysiidae. Gene Ontology annotation, molecular function: protein dimerization activity; chloride channel activity.